UGGAUUGGGUAAUAGAAAAUAUUCGGAUAACAAGUUUUGAUAAUAAUAACACCAUUUGCUCGAUUUUGUGAUGGCGUUAGCUUCUGAUUCUGCUAUUUCUUCUUCUUUUAGAAUAUUUAUAGCAAAGUUGACAGACGAGCUAACCGUGUCUGAUCUAAGGAAAUUAAAAUUUCUUUUGAAAGAUAAUUUACCUGCUGGUGUCAUAGAAAAAAUUAAGGAUGCUUACAUGUUUAUGGAUACCCUUGAACAUAAAGAAUUAAUAACUAGAAACAAUUUAACCUUUCUUAAGCAAAGUUUUAUUUUGAUUGGAAGAAAUGAUCUUGAACGCCAAAUAAAUGAGUUUCUUAAAAAUGAUCAACUUGGGCAACCAGAUAAAUCAGUUAAUGUUCAGAAAAACAAUAGAGAACUACAUCAAUCAUGUAAUAAUCAAUCAAAGCUUACUGUUAAUUAUGGGUUGCCAGACUCUUAUGAUAUACACACUAUUGGUGAAAAGACUAGUGAGUGUGAAAUGAUUUCACCAGUUGAAAGGAAUCUGUCAGAUGAAAGAAACAAGAAUUUAAUUCCCUCUCGUAAUCCUAAAUCCCAAACCACUCAACUAAGACUGAUGAAACCAGGUGAAUUUCUACCUUCAAAAUCCAACCAUAUGCAACCGUCUGAAAACAGUCUAGAAAUAUCUAUUCAAGAAACAAGACCUAAAUAUUCUCAGUCAUAUUAUGCAUUGAAUAGUAAUCCAGUUGGAAUCUGUCAUAUUAUAAGCAAUAGUUUUAAUGAAAUUGUUGAAUCUGAGGAUAAAAAAAUAUUGUUGAAGCGCACUGGUACUCAAAAAGAUGUUAUUGAGCUAGUAAAAAUAUUUUGUUGGUUGAAUUUUAAAAUCGAUCUUCAUUAUGAUAAAGAUGCUCAGAGCAUACUAGAUAUUAUUAAAAAUCCUCCUUUAAAUGAAGAAAAUGUUGAUUGUUUUGUGUGUUGUAUUUUGUCACAUGGUUUCCAAGAUGGUGUGUAUGGAGCUGAUGGUAAAAAAUUGGAAUUUAGCGAUAUGCAAGCUGCUAUUCGUGGCAGUUCUGCUAAAUGGUUAAUUGGUAAACCAAAGAUUUUUUUUAUUCAGGCUUGUCAGGGAAAUGAUAAUGAAAAUGAAGUUUUAAUUGCUGACUCCCCUACCUCUAAUGACCAAGGGCAUAAAACUUCAGAUGAUUCAAAAAGUUUAGCUGAUAAUGCAGAUUUUUGUUUUUCUGUGGCUGCAAAUCCAGGUACUGUAUCUUGGCGCAAUACGAAAGAUGGUUCGUGGUACAUUCAAGCACUGUGUGAAAUAUUAAAAGAAAAUGCUGUCAAUGAGUCACUAUUAAACAUGUUAACUGUUCUCAACGCUAGGCUAUGUAGUAAAGCGGGCGAACUUUCAGGCACAACGGCAAAGCAAAUAUCAACGAUACGAAUCAUGACUUUGACAAAGCUUCUUCGUUUCAAACCAUUUGGAACGUUCAGGGAACAAGCUUUUGAGUCAAGAGAUCUAUUAAGCCAAGUUGAACAAUAUUUCAAUAGUCUCAAGCUCGAUUAGCAGUCGUCAGCAAAUAUAUAGCUUUGUUUUAUUUUUAAAUACUGCGAGGGAGUUAAUAAUCUAAGUGAUAACGAUAGCGGUAAUAACGAUAGUUAAUCAAA
Messenger RNA from Hydra vulgaris (swiftwater hydra), 1650 nucleotides. RefSeq names its product caspase-7. NCBI's taxonomy places the organism in Eukaryota, Metazoa, Cnidaria, Hydrozoa, Anthoathecata, Hydridae. Gene Ontology annotation, biological process: proteolysis; regulation of apoptotic process. Gene Ontology annotation, molecular function: protein binding; cysteine-type endopeptidase activity. The record is from RefSeq and is a predicted model, not a curated record.